AGACUUUUUCUUUUUUUAAUUAAUUUCCUAAGACCUUCUUUCUGUUGGUAGUAAUAUAAAUAACAGUGACCAGUAAGAAACACUAUGCAGUAGAAAGAGAUGGCAGAAGAAAUAUCCAGUAAAGUUCCUGAAGCACAUCCAAUGAAUGGUGGAGAUGGGCCCAACAGCUAUGCCAAGAACUCAACUCACCAGAGAAGAGUUGUGGAUGUUGCUAAAGAGCUUCUAAACAAGGCAAUUCUAGAAAAGCUUGACAUAGACAUCACGCUGUUGUCCAACACCUUUCACAUUGCAGAUCUGGGCUGCUCUGUUGGUCCAAAUACAUUUUAUUCAGUGGAAAAUAUACUUGAAGCAGUGCAGUCCAAGUAUCAAAUCCAGGGGCAGAAUUCCCAAAUCCCAGAAUUUCAAGUUUUCUUUAAUGAUCAUGCUCAAAAUGAUUUCAACAUGCUCUUCAAAUCCCUCCCCCAGAACCGGCAAUACUUUGCAGUCGGUGUGCCUGGUUCUUUCCACGGCCGGCUAUUUCCUAAAGCUUCGAUUCACAUUGUUCACUCUUCUUAUGCCAUUCAAUGGCUUUCUAGAGUACCAGAAGCGGUAGUGGACAGCAGCAGUUCUGCUUGGAAUAAAGGACGAAUCCAUUAUUCAAAUUCCACAGAUGAAGUAAUAAGGGCUCAUGAAACUCAAUAUAGUGAGGACAUGGAGUGCUUCCUGCAUUCCAGGGCACAAGAGAUUAUGUAUGGAGGACUGAUGAUACUUAUGAUUCCAGGCCGCCCCGAUGGAACUCCUCACUCCCAUUCUCAGGCAAAUAUGACCUUACAAUUUCUCGGAUUAUGCCUCAUGGACAUGGCUAGAAAGGGAGAUGUUAGUGAAGAGAAAGUAGAUUCAUUUAACAUACCUAUGUAUACCAUGUCUCCCCAAGAACUGAAAACUGCUGUAGAACGAAAUGGAUGUUUUAGUAUAGAGAUAAUGUCAGACUUACCUCAUCAUCAGUUGGUAGAUGACACUAUCACCCUAUCUCAACUACUUGCCUCUCACCUGAGGGCGGGCAUGGAGGGGAUCGUCAAGCAGCAAUUUGGAGAAGAAAUCAUAGAUGAACUGUUUGACUUGUAUCGGAAUAAAUGUGAAGAGCAUGCCUCCAUAUUUAAGUCAGGGAAGUCAUGUAACUUUCUUGUUGUGCUUAGGCGCACUGCAGAUUGAUUUGGAACAUGCUAUUGGUGAAGCAAUUGUUGAAUUUCCCUUUA
This is a messenger RNA of Rosa chinensis, 1235 nucleotides long. Its product is annotated as loganic acid O-methyltransferase. Lineage: Eukaryota; Viridiplantae; Streptophyta; Magnoliopsida; Rosales; Rosaceae. The transcript is spliced from 3 exons. The record is from RefSeq and is a predicted model, not a curated record. The coding region runs from base 100 to 1191 and encodes 363 amino acids. Gene Ontology annotation, molecular function: S-adenosylmethionine-dependent methyltransferase activity. Gene Ontology annotation, biological process: methylation.